GUAUGACGAAAAAAAAGUGACAGCUUUACAGUGUUUUUGUUUACAUUUUUCCCGUGGAGUUUUCUCCAGUUUUUUCACAAUUUUCUUGACUAAAUCUUCAACAACUCCAUCGUCAGCCCAACAAAGAUGAACCUAGAACUCCUUGAAUCUUUUGGGCAAAACUAUCCGGAAGAAUUCGAUGGAUCCCUGGAUUGCAUCUCCCUGGCACUCACAUGCACUUUCAACCGAUACGGAACACUGCUAGCUGUGGGCUGCAAUGAUGGGAGAAUUGUGAUCUGGGACUUUCUGACAAGAGGCAUAGCCAAGAUAAUCUCUGCCCAUGUCCAUCCUGUUUGCAGUUUGAGUUGGUCGAGGAGUGGGCAUAAGCUCCUCUCGGCGUCUACGGACAACAAUGUCUGCAUCUGGGACAUUCUAACGGGCGACUGUGAAUACAAAUUUCGCUUCCCAUCGCCUGUUCUCAAGGUGCAAUUCCAUCCUCGGGAUAACAAUAAAUUUCUCGUGUGUCCCAUGAAAUAUGCCGCUGUCCUCGUGGAGAUUGGUGGUUCACACAAACUUGUACCUUUGGAUCAGGAUGGAGAUCUCAAUAUCAUCGCCACAUUCGAUCGGCGAGGGGAAUUUCUCUUCACGGGAAAUGGCAAAGGAAAAGUUCUGGUCUUCAAGGCUGAUACAAUGGAUAUUGUGGCUACUUUCAAGAUUAUCGUAGGAGCAUCCAGUGUUACAGCCAUCAAAAGCAUAGAGUUCGCCAGGAGAGGAGAUGCUUUCUUGAUAAAUUCAUCUGACCGAAUCAUCCGGAUCUACAAUGCCAAGGAUGUCAUUUCAUGCGGAAAGAAUGGAGAGCCCGAAGCUGUUCAGAAACUACAGGAUUUAGUGAACAAGACAACGUGGAAAAAGUGUUGCUUCUCGGGAGAUGGUGAGUACAUUUGUGCUGGAAGUGCACGCCAGCAUGCUCUAUACGUAUGGGAGAAGUCUGUGGGGAAUCUGGUGAAGAUUCUCCAUGGUACGAAGGGUGAACUCCUGCUGGAUGUUGUUUGGCAUCCUGUUCGUCCAAUAAUUGCCAGUAUCAGUUCUGGCUUAGUGUCCAUUUGGGCGCAGAAUCAGGUGGAAAAUUGGUCAGCUUUUGCGCCGGAUUUUAAGGAAUUGGACGAGAAUGUGGAGUAUGAGGAGCGGGAGUCUGAAUUUGACAUUACGGACGAAGACAAGUCCAUUGACAUGAGCAAUGAGGCAAAAAUGGAUGAAGAGAUUGAGGUGGAUGUCUGCAGAGUCGAACAAAUUGCUGCCUUCUGUAGCUCAGAUGAAGAAUACGAUGACAGCAAUUCCCUCCAAUUUCUGCCAAUGGCACCGGAAGUUGAAGAUCCCGAAGAUGGAUGGAACUCUCAAGACAAUCCCAAUCCCGGAGAGAAUGCUGAGAACUCCGCACCAAAUGGAAAUCAUGUUAAUCGGAAGAAAAAGACCAAAACCUAUGACAUUCACUUGGAACAUUCACCAGCCGACGAACAACAUCCCCUUCUGCAGAACCGUACUAAGGAAAAACAGCCGAUCGCCAUGAAGAAGGGAGGAGCACGAUCCAGAAAAUAGAAUUUUUGUCAAUAAAACACAUUUGAAAUUAA
This is a messenger RNA of Phlebotomus papatasi, 1607 nucleotides long. RefSeq names its product retinoblastoma-binding protein 5 homolog (gene Rbbp5). The record is from RefSeq and is a predicted model, not a curated record. Gene Ontology annotation, molecular function: protein binding. The transcript has 7 exons. Lineage: Eukaryota; Metazoa; Arthropoda; Insecta; Diptera; Psychodidae. Gene Ontology annotation, cellular component: Set1C/COMPASS complex. Bases 127 to 1575 code for a protein of 482 amino acids.